AUGACCAUCGAUUUAGUGCUCACCCAAUUCAAAUGUGGAAGCUUAGCACUUGCAAGUCGCGCCAACCACUGCACCUUAGAUGGCAUUGCAGCCCAAGAUCUGUGGGCCAACCUGGCCUCCCUCACACUAGGUGAAGGUAUGAUCAUGCGGCCCGAUCCAGACCGUACAUUAUUCAAGGCGCGGGUCCCACCGAUGAUCAUCCACACCCACUUCGAGUACUCGAAGCUUCUCGAUUCAGAUGCGUUGUUCUCCACGUGUGGCACUUGCAGCCACACCCUCAAGCAGCCCUCACCGCAUCCACCCCACCUGGUAUACAUCUCAUCAGAUCGGAUCGCCGGACUGAAGACGGACGCCCUUAGGGACGGCCGGCGCGUGAAUUGCACCACAUUCCACGUGAUCGCCGCGCGAAUAUGGAAGGCGAGGAGCGUCGUGAUGGGGCUACCGGAUGAUCGGAUGUCCACCAUGUUAUUCCCAGUGGACGUGCGCCGACGGAUGGUGCCGCAGCCGCCGCAAGAGCUCGCCGAGAAUGCAGUUGUGCCAGGCUACGCACGUGCAAGUGUGCACGAGAUCAUGACCGAUGGGGCCCCAUUUCUGGUGGGGAAGGUGCAGGAAGGGCUAGAUCGGCUGACUGAUGAUUAUGUACGGUCAGGGAUCGAUUGGCUGGAGGAGAAUAAGGGGGUCCCAUGCAGGGUUGAUAGCUUCUCUAAGGUGGCCUGGUGGAAGCUUGGAUUGGAGGAGUUUGGGUGGGGCAAGGUCAGAUCUGUGGCCCUCAUCGAUCUAAAGCCAGGAUUGAUUCUGUUGUUAUCAGGAGACAAGGAGAAGGGUGGGAUCAACAUCUGCCUUGAACUGCCUCCUGAUCAGAUGAAGGAGUUCUACAAGCUUAUGAUGGAGGAUUGA
This is a messenger RNA of Magnolia sinica, 897 nucleotides long. RefSeq names its product acyltransferase GLAUCE-like. Lineage: Eukaryota; Viridiplantae; Streptophyta; Magnoliopsida; Magnoliales; Magnoliaceae. The coding region runs from base 1 to 897 and encodes 298 amino acids. The transcript has 2 exons. Gene Ontology annotation, molecular function: acyltransferase activity, transferring groups other than amino-acyl groups. The record is from RefSeq and is a predicted model, not a curated record.